Molecule: messenger RNA, 501 nt
Organism: Lactuca saligna
Lineage: Eukaryota; Viridiplantae; Streptophyta; Magnoliopsida; Asterales; Asteraceae
Source: the annotation of a GenBank genome assembly
AUGGUCUUGCACGGUCACUAUCGGGGUAGGCUCUAUCACCGGGAGGUCGAUCUUGUAGAGGCUCUUCCCCCUCCCGUAUUUGAAAGGCGUAUGCGAGAGCUAGCUAGAUUGCUCUCUGUGGAAGGGGGAAAUGUUGGUUCUAGCGGGCCUGUAUUGCCUUCCCGACUGGCUGUUGGAGUCAUUUUCCUAACUCAUCCACUGAAUUUUGUCCAUUCUUGUUUGCCUAUGGGCGCACAUGUUGGGAGGGUUAUUGCUCCUGUCCGGAAAAGGCGAAAUGUGUGUGUGGUGUCAUCUUCAAACGAGGAGACAGAAUCCAAUCAUAAAAAUAAAGUUGUGAUCCCUGAUUCUAUGAUGUCACCUCCUCUAUCGAUUACUACAUCCUCCCUAAUUGAUCUUAGUUCUUACUCCAGAUUUGGGAGUGCAUUGGGUUCAUCCGGGGGUUGCAUUCAGUUAAAGAAACCUUUAGCGGAGAGCAGAAUAGGAACUGCACCUAGGUCUUAA